UGGGGGUGUGUGUGUGGGGCGGCAGCCGCCCGCCCGCCGAGCCGGCGGAUCCAGGCGGGGAUGGAGCCUCCCCCGGCGCAGGGAUGCUGCUGCUGCUGCCGCUGCCGCCGCCUCCGUCUCCAUCCCCGCCGGGAGGGAGCGCGGCCCGGGCUGCUCCCGCCGCCGCGGCUCUGAUGCCUUCGGGUUUUCCGUGCCGGCUCCCGGAGCCACGGGGAGCCCUCGCCGCCAGCGGGUGAGCCCUGUGCCCUGCCCCAGCCAUGCAGGAGCCGGAGCCGGGGGUGUCCGGUGCGUACCCGCCGCAGCCGGCAGCGGGGCAGAGCGGUGCCCCGGCAGCGGGCGAUCCCGUCCCCGCGGCCUCCGCCUGCCCGGACCUGGACACGCGUAAAGGCGUGGGGGGCGACAGUGACGGGGCGAGCUGCCAGCCGUCGCCGGGGCCGGAGGGGGCCGGAGCAGCCCGACCCCAGGAAGAGCCCUCGGGGACCCUCCGAGGCCCCCCUGCAGACCCCCAGCGGGUUCGCUCCACGCCGGAGCUCGUUAGGCCGCUGCGAGCGAUGGAUGGGGUCGGACGCGACCCGACAGACAGACCCCCCCAGAGCGGGGCUGACUACGGCUUCCUCGUGAGCCAGAACACGAAGCUCCUGAGUGCACUGGAGGACCUGCGGCACCGCUGCUCCAGCCUGGCCGAGGAGAACAGCUUGCUGCGCAGGAGCUGCUUUCCCCAGACAGAGGAGAAGGUGAAGCACCUGAAGAGGAAGAAUGCGGAGCUGGCAGUGAUUGCCAAGCGCCUGGAGGAGAGAGCCCGGAAACUCCAGGAGGCAAACCUCAAAGUCGUAACUGCUCCGGUGCCUCUGAAGGGCUCCAGCCUGGACCUGUGUAAAAAAGCAUUUGCCUGCCAGCGUGCCAAGGACCUGACAGAGCAAGCCAGUGCUCUCCUGGCAAAAGACAAGCAGAUUGAAGCUCUGCAGCAGGAGUGCCGGGAGCUGCAGGCUAAACUCAUCGCAGGGAAGGAUGACCCUCGCUGCCUGAAUGUCAUUGAGUUUGAUCGCCUGUUGCGGGAAUCCCAAAGAGAGGUGUUACGGCUGCAGAGGCAGAUCGCGCUGAAGAAUUUCAAGGAGUGUCUACGUUCCUCUAAAAUCAGUUCAGGCAGCGCUUUGCCAAGCACUGCCACAUGCCUGGGACCACCCGUACCAAUGCUAAAUACCUGCAUCAAAGGUUCACCUCUAGCAAAGGAAGCCCGCUUGGGAGGCUCAAUGCUUGGAGAGGAAGCACACAGAGAGGUGGAACCAGCUGUGCAACCGCUGGGACCUGCCUCUGAAGGACAUGAAAAUUUCCCUCCCAAAAAUGCAAUAACAGACCAAGAGAGCAGCCAACAGAUACAGCAACUGGAAUUUGAACUCAAGAAAAAGCGCAAAAAAUGUGAAAACCUUGAGCAUGAAGUGAGGAAAAAGCAUAAAAGAUGCCAAGAACUGGAGAUCCAGCUGCAGGAGGUACAAAGUGAAAAUGCACGACUGGCCGAAGAGAAUUUGCAGCUGAACGAGAAGGCUGAAUGGGCAGGACAGGUUGAAUCUGAGAAUGCUGACCUGAGAUUGCAGGUUGUUUUGGUUACUAAGGAACGGGAUUCAGUAAUUCAGACAAAUCAAGGACUCCAAACCAAGCUGGAGAAUCUAGAGCAGGUGCUGAAGCACAUGAGAAAUGUGGCUGAACGAAGGCAGCAGCUGGAAGUUGAGCACAAGGAAGCGCUGCUAGUCUUGCAGGAGAAGCAGGAGGAAGUCAGACGGUUGCAGCAGGCGCAGGCAGAGGCAGAAAGAGAACAUGAAGGAGCAGUACAGCUUCUAGAGAGUACUUUGGAUUGCAUGCAGGCCCGGGUGAAAGAUCUAGAAGAUCAGUGUCGCAGUCAAACAGAGCAGUUCAGCCUCCUGUCUCAGGAACUCAAACAAUUUCGGCUUCAAACAGGAAAAAUCGACCUUCUCACCUCUACGCUGGUGACUUCUGAGCUUCCUCUUGCUCUGUGCAGCUCUACCCCACAGCCCCACUGGGAGAAGGAAUCGACUGUUCCUGGAUUGCUCACUCACCAGAGCGCGAAGAAGGUUCACAAUGAAGAGACUGAUGAGUUGGAGUCGUCACAGUGGGCACCUGAUGCCACUCUUGGCUCCCCGGUUGCUGCUACCGGUUCUCAGAAACAAGUCAAGAAAGUGGAAUCUCAGUCAAACUCUUCAAAAUCAGAAUCCAUGCAGAACAGUCCAAAAUCCUGCCCAACUCCAGAGGUGGACACUGCAAGCGAAAUGGAAGAACUGGAUGUUGACAGCAUCUCUCUAAUGCCAGAGCCAGGCAGCCAAGGCCCUGCAAAGCUCCAGGUGUUCUUAGCUCGAUACAGCUACAAUCCUUUUGAUGGACCUAAUGAAAAUCCAGAGGCAGAGCUUCCGCUGACUGCUGGAGAAUAUAUUUACAUCUAUGGAGACGUGGAUGAAGAUGGCUUCUUUGAAGGGGAGCUGAUGGAUGGCCGGCGAGGGCUGGUCCCCUCCAAUUUUGUUGAGCGAGUUUCAGAUGAUGACCUCAUGACGUUUCUGCCUUCGGAGCUGAAUGAUCUCACCCAUAGUUCAUACCAGGAGAAAAGUUUUGUCAGUGCAAGCACCAGCAGUGGAGAUAAGAGUGAUUUCUCCAUUGAAGAGAGUAGCAUCAGUCCAUUGGCCAGUAGAGCAGAAGGAGACCAGGAGGAACCUGUUAGUCAUACAGCAGUGCCUUACCCAAGAAAAUUGACUUUGAUCAAGCAGCUUGCCAGAAGUGUAGUUGUAGGUUGGGAACCACCACUUUUGCCAGCUGGCUGCCCAGACGUACAAAGCUACAACAUCUAUGUGGAUGAAGAGCUACGUCAAAAUGUGAAGAGUGGCUUUCAGACCAAAGCAGUGAUUGAAAAGCUGGAUUUAAAGACAAAGGCUUACCGUGUAUCUGUGCAGAGUGUGACAGAGCAAGGCAGCUCUGAUAAACUGCGAUGCACUUUCUUUGUGGGGCAAGAUUUUUGUGUGGCACCAACUAUGCUGAAAGUCCGAAGCGUCACUGCCACGUCAGCAGAGGUUAUGUGGCUUCCCUGCAACAGCAAUUACAACCACGCAGUGUAUCUCAAUGGGGAGGAAUGUGACAUAACAAAACCUGGGGUCUACUGGUACACCUUCCGCAACCUGCAGCCGAGCACUCGGUAUGUUGCCAAGCUGGAGGCCCGGCCCUUGAAAACACCUUGGGAAGAGGUCCCAGAGGCGCAGGAGCAGAACUCAGCUGUGAUACACUUCACUACCCCGCUAGCAGGCACACCUGAUGCUCCUUUGGAUGUCCAGGUAGAAGCUGGUCCCUCACCAGGUAUCCUCGUUAUCAGCUGGUUACCUGUCACAAUUGAUGCCGAAGGAUCUUCCAAUGGAAUUCGAGUCACUGGUUACGCUGUGUAUGCGGAUGGACAGAAGGUGAUAGAAGUUACUUCUCCAACAGCUGGGAGUGUCCUGGUGGACUUGUCCCAGCUUCAGAUGUUCCAGGUGUGCCGGGAGGUUUCUGUGAGAACAAUGUCUCUGUAUGGGGAGUCGGUGGAUUCAGUUCCAGCCCAGAUUUCCUCGGUUUUGCUGCGAGCCUCUCACCACUCUUCACCUUCAGAUGCUGCUGUUUCUACCACUUUUACCUCCAGACUGCCCCAUGGAGAACCCAGGGGCUCUCUGCCUGGACGCAGCCCACCCACGCACCAGAUGGCUGCACUCCUGCUUCAACAAAAAGUUCCCACUGAUAGCUCAGAUGCCAAAUUGACUGAUCUCUCCUCUAGCCACGACAGCUCAGUGCGAUCUCUGCCAGAGAAAACCUCUUCACCGCCGCACAUCUCCUCUCCCAGCGCUUCCUUGGUGCAGGCUUUAGGCACUUCCCCACAGGGAUCGGACGCUGCACAGGACAAGAAAUGCCUGACUGUGCCUCCUCAGCAGGCUGGCAGCACAGUGCUCCCUGGUGAGGGCAUGGACCCUGUCCCUUCAAGGGAAGCAGAAUUGCAAGGCCUGGGCAAAGGGACGGAGGUGCAGAUGGAGCAAUCUGUUACCAAAGCGCCAGAGCUGGAAAGCCUGUCUGACAGUAGUCUGAAGAUAUGUAUGGAGACCUGCCAUGCCUGCUCUGUGGAAGAGUCACCAAAAGGUCCCAAUGCUGAAAAAGAGAAAGAGGCAAAGGAGAAGCACUUGAGCCCAGAGCCUCCACCCUCCCCCAGCCAGGCUGAGGGGACAGAGGGCACCUUCCAAGACGCAAGCAUGGGAGGGAGCAGCUGCCAGGAGUUCGUGAGGUUGUCUUCUGGCAAGGAGGUGAUGAAAGAAAUAUCCAGAGUGAAAAAAGAGCAAGAAGAAAAAACGUCUGAAAUGGGAAGACGACAGCUGACCCUUUUUGCUGAGCACAACCGUAGUUCUGACCUUUCAGAUAUUUUGGAAGAGGAGGAAGAAGAUGAACUGUCUUCAGAAGCUCUGGAAGAGAAGAAAUGGGACCAGAGAGAGUCAUGUUACCAGGAGAAUGGGGAAAAGAUGGAUCUUUGUGAUACUGACAGCGAUGAGGAGAUUCUGGAGAGGAUACUAGAGCUCCCACUUCAGAAGAACCACAGCAAGAAGUUGUUUAGCAUCCCUGAAGUGACUGAGGAUGAGGAUGAAGAUGAGGAUGAGAAGUGUGUUAUGGAGGAAAAGGCAGACCCUCAAGACUCCUUGGAAACGCUUACCUACCAUUCAGGAAGAACAGAGAAGCUGCUCAACAUCAAGGAGCCAGUUCUGAAGGCAGAUGGGAGUAAUACCUCCAAAGAUCUGUCUGCUCAGACUCUGCAGGAGGAGCAUGGUGUUAAGGAGAGCAGAGGGGAUGCUGACCAUGCGAAUCCUGCCUUUGUCCAGCUGGCCAGGAGUCAGAAGGCAGCAAACUGGAACUGGGGCUACCAGGAGAACGACCCGAAGUCUGGAACUGGGACAAGUCCCACUUGGAGCAAGAAGAAGGGAAAUAAUUAUCAAGAGAAGAUCCGGAGUCGGCCUGAGAUGGGUAGGAAGAGACAGAAUGAUUUAACAGAGCACUGCAGUCGUCUGCUGGGCAACUGCAGCCAGAUGGGAGGUGGGUUAUACAGAGCUCCUAGCCUCAGGGAGGAGCUGAAUGUUGUGAGCAGUGCUGGUAGUAAGGAGGGGUUUGAUAUGUACAGUCGUGCCAGACAAGGCGCCUUACGAAAAAACCACAUGAAAGCAGUGGUUUCAGGGUUUGCAGAACCUGCUGUUAUGUCAACACACUGCUCCAGCCCCCGGAGCCUGGAAAUAGACAUUGAAUAUGACUCCGAAGAUGAUCAGGAUUCAACCUGUGCAUCCCCUCCUGAGAGCAGGCUGUGGCCAGAAAGGUCCCAGAGCUGUCAGGGGGACUGGAGUGAUUGCUCCAGUCAAUCUGAGGUUGCCUACAUGGAUGGCAGAAGGGACCUGACCAGGCUGGAGAUGAUGGAAGAGCAGGGUAUGGAGUGGGCUGGGUCUCCAAGCCAGCAUCUGCGAUUUUUCUGCCGUGAGAAGGAAGCACUGAGAUGUGAGAGCAGUUCUGAGGAGCAGGGCUGGGAGCUGGACUGUAAGUCACCUGGCUGGAGAAGGAGGCUCGAACAUCCUUCGAAGGGAAUACGUAACACCUCCUUGCACAAAAGGGCGUCCGGUAAUAAAGAUCCUAGGGGCCAGGAGCUGUCUGGCGCAGCCGCCUGGCAGGCUCCCAGCAGAAGAGGGAACAAGAGCGUAAGAAGAAACCAAAUGCAGAAACCUUUGCUCUCUAGUCUAGGUCCUCCAAGGAGCACUGCUUCAGAAACCUCUGUUGAAGAUGAUGGCAUUAGAGUAUUUGUGGCUCUCUUUGACUACGAUCCUGUUUCUAUGUCUCCUAACCCUGAUGCAGCAGAAGAGGAGCUCCCAUUUAAGGAAGGACAGAUCCUGAAAGUAUGUGGAGACAAGGAUGGCGAUGGCUUUUACAGGGGUGAAUGUGCAGGAAGGGAGGGGUACAUUCCCUGCAACAUGGUAUCAGAAGUCCAGGUGGAGAAUAACGAAAUCAAGAAGCAGCUCCUGAAGCAAGGGUUCCUGCCUGCUGACACACCAAUGGAGAGCAUAGGAAAUGGCACAUUUUCUCCACCUCCACGCCGCCAAACCGUCCCUCCUCCAAAACCCAGACGCUCCAAGAAAGCAGGGCUGGAUAAACAGGAGAAGUACAAGUCUCAUCCAGGACAGAAGCAUAAAGACUUUGAAGCUGAACUGUUGACUCCUCGAAGUAUGGUGGCUGUCUUUGACUAUAACCCUAAGGAGAGCUCUCCAAAUGCAGAUGUAGAGGCUGAACUGACUUUCAGUGCUGGGGACAUUAUCACUGUAUUUGGGUCCAUGGACGACGAUGGUUUCUAUUAUGGAGAGCUGAACCAACAGAGAGGGCUUGUGCCGUCUAACUUCUUGGAAGCUGUAACUUCAGAUGGAGGCAUGGUCAAGGAACUUCAUUCAAAAGAUAAAGAAGCUUUUCCGUUGAGUGCUGAGAGCCAGUUAAAUCCAGAUGGGUCUGUUCAGAGUGACUCCUCACCAACUCCUCCUACUCUACCACCUUCCUGCCUUGUCACGGGUGAACAGUGUCCAGAGCAGGCAUCGCUGGCUGCUCUCAAAUGCAGUGAUGUACCUGGUCAGAGUAAAAAGAAGAGAGGCUUCUUCUUCAAAGGAAAAAAGCUCUUCAAAAAACUUGGGUCCAGUAAGAAAAAUUAACAAGGGAUUUAUUAUUCUGUAAAGACUGCCUGUGCAGUCCACACAGGGACUGAAAAUUCAGGAGAAGCCCUCUGCAAUAAGCUGAUUAGAGUAUUUUCAUAGGGGAAAAGUCUAUGUUGAAUAGAGAAAACUCUUCAGUGGGUCUGUGAGCUGUGGUCUUUGCUGAGAGCCCAGCCAUGGGUGCCCACCCAGCGUGGGUAGUGGCUCUGAACACAGUGUCAUGGCACUGGGGUGUGUGAGGCCUCAGCUCCAGGAUACAGCUACCUCCACAGUAGUGUGUCCUGCUCCAUGCAGCCCUCAAUGCACUGGUUCCCUGUAAAUAUUUUAACUUAAAAAUUAUAUUCUGGUUGUAAGUUAGCUAAAUGACUUUUCCCAGCAAAGCCCCAGUCCCUUAGGAAGAGAUCCCUUGUACUACACACCCUGGUAUUUCUCUGGUCCAAAGGAGUUUGUGUCAACUCCUUCACUUCCUGCAAAGAAAAUUUGCACUUUUCUGUUCCCAUGAAUCCCCUUUGCUGUCUCUGGGCUGACAAGUGAGUUAUUUGUACUGUAAACCUGUAAAUAUGCAGCUGUGCCUAGGAGCAUCCCACACUGCCUCAGUCAUGUUUCAGCAUGAGGAUUGCAAUGGAGGAAGGAGCGAUACCCUGAAGGGGGUCAAUACUUCUGCCUGUAGGGUGGGCUGCUGUAAGCUGCUCUUGGCUGGUUCACCUUGACCACACACUGGCUGGGGACUCCGCCUUAUUUAUUUAUUUAUCUAUUUAUGUAUUUAUUUAUCGCCUGCCUCUUUUCACAGUUUUAUUUGGCUGUUUCAGUGGGCUGCUCUUGAGUUGGAGCAUUUGGAGAGCAGAGCUGGGGAUGGAGAGUUUGCAGCUAUUUUCAUAUGAGAUGAUGUGUUCCUUGAGUUAAGACACAUCCCUUUCUAAGCCACGGAGAGUUUUGUACUACAUGGUUUCUAUCCUUUUCUGUGUUUCUUUCUUUGCAUGUUUCAGUGGGGUUUUGAGAAGGACAGUUAUGUGAGGUACAUGAAUGGUGCCAGCACAGUGUCCACGAGUGUUGGUGAUACGGUAUGUUUUUAUUUAAUAUCAAAUUUUAUUAUAAUAAAGUCUAUUUUCACAAAAACACAUUUUCCUUAAAAAAGCAAAAGAUUCAGUGAUGCUGCUUCUGGGGGCAGGGGGUGCAGAGGGGAAAAUGAUACCAAUCAUUUGCACCUUGAGGAUGCUCCACAGCAUUUCAUAUAGGAGCCCGCUUUUCCUGUGAUUGUGGUGCGAGCUACCUUCUCUGGGAGUGAAAAGUCUUUGCCUCUCCUGCUUUAGAGGCCCAGUCCUGGAGAUGAAAGCACCAAGGUGCAGUUACAGAGUGUUAUACUGUGCCUGAGUGCAGUUAUACCAUGUCCAGACCUCAGCUGGAUGUGCAUGUAGCCCUGCUGCACUGCCUGGGUGGCUUCAUGCAGCAUUAGUCCCUGCAUCUGGGCACUAGAUCCCUUUACUGUGGGUGCCACCGAGCCCAGGGGGACCUGCACAGCCAGAUUUCUUCCCGCAGCUCUGUUCUCUGCUCUUCGGUGUUACCUGUAUGUGGGUGCUCCUGGAUGUGAAGUGAAGGGCACGGGGCUGAAGCAGCUGUCCUGAUACUAACAUCUUCUGCAGAGGGAUUGCAGGUCAGCAGGGAGGGUUGCUGGGCCCAAGGUGGCUGGGAGCAGCCGGGCCAUACAGCUACACCUAUGCUUCCCUGUUGUGUCGAUGUAGCAGAGCAGUGAAAGCAGCAUCAGGUAUGAUGGCUACAUCCAGACCACAGUGUUUCAUUCCCUGAUGAUUUCAUUUUUAGACUAGAGCAAAAAUUAAGAGGUCAGUUAGGGGGUUUGUUAGAAGUACAGCUUUUACUUCUUAAGUUUCAAAUGCUUUGGCAUUUUCCAUUUUUUAAUUGGCUCCUCCACAGCGAGCCACCUUCAAGCCAGGCUGGGAGCACACACCUGUGGAGAAGAUCUGCAUAUCCCUUGCAGAUGUUGGCUUUUUUUCAUACUGUGCUGAUAGGGCAGGUUGGCUGGGAUAGACCAACCAACUCUCUGCAGUUACUGUGUCUUCUGACAUAGCCACUGCUGUACUCGGGCGAUAGACCGAGACGAUGAUCUGCUUUGUCAGAACAAAUGGCCCCAAUAGACACCAGCCCCACUGCAACAAUCUUGUAGGUGGAACGCGCAGCCCGCUUGCAGGCUUGCAAUUUCCAGAGAGUCCAGGCACAUCUUGUGUGAGCAGUGACUGGUCCUGUCCAGCCAGCAGGACCUGACCAAGCACUGCAAGCAGCUGCUCAGAGGUUGUUGCAAGGGUCUUCUUCCAUGUUUCUUACCCAAGAGAUUAACAGCCUACUGCUAGGAGCCUUGAAUCAGUGCUGUGCCUAGAGAAGAGGCUUUGCUGCCUCUGUGUCUCCCAGUUUGGAGUUGUUCUGGGGACUGCUGCCCUAUGCAAAAGUCUAAGUGUGUAUUAUCAAAAAUGCCAUUAUUGGUGUUGAUUUUUGUAGUGCCACCACAACAGACACAUGAGUCUUGGGCUACUUGAUGUCCAGUCCUCCUGUGUGGACCUGCUCUAGCUGCUCAGUUCUUCAGGGCCUCAACCCUGUGUGGUCUCUCCGAUCUGGAAAGAGAGGGUUGGAGAUCCUGGAGACAGACUGAGCUUUCCUCCAGUCUUGCUAGGAAUUGUAGUUUUUCUGCCUGUUUGCCUAGAUGUCUGGAACUGAGCAGAGCUGCUGUCUGUGGUAUCUGACCCCAAGAAAGGAGAAGAAAAAAGGUGGUUUUCCCCUCUCAUCCAGCUGGAACAUUUCAGCUGGAUGAUAUUCUUUAUAUGCUUCAAUAUACUUUGGCUAAAAGAGGGAAAAGUAAGAAAACCCCAAAAGCUCUGAGGUCAGACCACAGGUCUUGGCUCUGUACCUUGCUCUUACAACUCAUUGAGUAGUUGAUGCCUCAUAGUCCCAUCAGUGGAAAGGUGAGCACUUGAAACUGCAAUCUCCCGUGUUACGUGGGGCUCUGCGAAGGCCACUGGCGCAUAAAUGUUGGGUCAGUUCUGUGGAAUGGCAGUUGUGUACCUUGGUCCUCUGGUAAUUCAGCCAAGGUGGCAAAAGUCACUGUGGGCUUUUCUGGGGAUUUUGCAGGAUUUCCUGACAGGGGUGACUUGGUUGCGAAGCUGCUACACCUUGGAGAGAAAUGUUCAGGAUGAUCUUGAUAUUGCAGUGAACCACUGUUUCCUGUGGUGGACAGGAGUCAGGGCAAGGACAGACUGAAAGUGUUGAAGUAAUAAAGUUGCUGCAGCUAUGAA
Aquila chrysaetos chrysaetos is the source of this 10033-nucleotide messenger RNA. RefSeq names its product TSPO associated protein 1 (gene TSPOAP1). Gene Ontology annotation, biological process: neuromuscular synaptic transmission. The record is from RefSeq and is a predicted model, not a curated record. Gene Ontology annotation, molecular function: protein binding. The transcript is spliced from 31 exons. Lineage: Eukaryota; Metazoa; Chordata; Aves; Accipitriformes; Accipitridae. The coding region runs from base 258 to 6734 and encodes 2158 amino acids.